Ilex paraguariensis (yerba mate) is the source of this 184-nucleotide messenger RNA. The record is from the annotation of a GenBank genome assembly. NCBI's taxonomy places the organism in Eukaryota, Viridiplantae, Streptophyta, Magnoliopsida, Aquifoliales, Aquifoliaceae.
AUGAGGCCUAUAUUGAUGAAAGGGCACGAGAGGCCACUGACAUUUCUGAAAUACAACCGUGACGGCGACCUCCUCUUCUCUUGCGCCAAGGAUCACACGCCCACCGUCUGGUUCGCUGAUAACGGCGAGCGCCUCGGCACUUAUCGCGGCCACAAUGGCGCCGUUUGGUGCUGCGACGUCUCAA